ACACUUGAGGAUAGUCAUACGCUAUCGAGCUGUUUGCGGUAGUACAGCAUGUAAUUAUAUGCCUUAUCUGUUUCGUAAAAUAUUCGAAAGUGUUAUGUGGAAACAAAUAUAAAUUGUUUAUAAAUAAUUCGUGCUCUUUAAUUUAUUUUGGUGAUUAUAUUAAAAAUGUAGUGCGUGUAAUGUGUUUUUGGUUAUAUCGACAAGUGAGUCUGGUGAUCGCAUCUAUGAGUGAGACUUUUUCGACAUCAAAAAGAUGGUUAUUAAUAAAUAUACAAAAUAUAUCAUCUGCUGGGUUAUCUUGAGCGUCACUUUGUGCUCCCUUUUGUAUAAUUUCUCGCACUACUGUUUGCAGAAUACACAGGAGAACUGCGUCCGUACACAGAGACCUUUGAAAUACAUUUUAAUAUGGACUCCCAAGGCUACGGAUCCCACGAAGAACUUACUCGUAGGAAAACAUGCUUUUUUAAACAGAGAAUGUCCACUCACAAACUGUUUUGUGUCCUCCGAUAGACAAUUGUUAAAAGGUGUUGAAAACUAUGAUGUAAUAAUAUUCCACGGUCCAGAACUUAAAUAUAAUCAAUCACGUUUGCCUAAGUCACGUUUACCUCAUCAAAAGUAUAUCUUCAUGAGCAUGGAAUCUUCAGCUUAUUACCCAAUCUGCCACCCAAUGUAUAACAAUUAUUUUAAUUGGACUUGGACUUACAAGUUGAACUCGGACAAUUAUUUCGGUUACAUAGUAAUAAGGGAUAAGGAAGGGAAAGCUAUUGGUCCUAAGAAAGAGAUGCAUUGGAUGAAAGUUGAAGAUAUGAAGCCCAUAAAUGAUACGCUUAAAGCAAAAUUUGCUAAGAAAAAGUUUGCAGCCGCUUGGUUUGUGUCGAACUGUCGGGCUCCGAGUGGAAGGGACGCGGUAGCCAAAAAUCUGCAAGCUGAGCUAGCGAAGUUCAAUAUGACUGUUGAUAUAUUUGGUUCAUGUGGGAAGAUGAAAUGCCCGAGAGGUACGAGUGAGGAGUGUAGGCGGAUGAUAGAGACUGAUUACUAUUUCUACUUGUCGUUUGAAAACUCGAUGAGUGAGGACUAUGUGACGGAGAAAUUGUUGACGGCUCUGAAUAAUUAUGCCGUGCCAGUGGUGUUUGGUGGAGCUAAUUAUACGAGAUUCAUGCCCGAUGGUAUAUACUUGUCCAUAACCAAGAACACAGUCAGCGCGGUGGCGAAAAAAAUGGUGGAAAUUAUAAAUGACAAGGAGAAGUAUUAUGAGUAUUUCAAGUGGCAUAACCACUAUUCUUAUGGUGAUGGACAAGAAGCCCCCGAAACCGACCCUUACUGCAAUGUAUGCAAGUUAAUUAACGAUGACGAUAAAUUCUUUACAACUAGUGCUUACAAUAAUUUUGGUAAGUGGUGGAGCCCUCCGAGUAAAUGCCAUUAGUAUUUUGUGUUCUGAUUAAAAUGAUCAAAGAACA
This is a messenger RNA of Helicoverpa zea (corn earworm), 1457 nucleotides long. Its product is annotated as alpha-(1,3)-fucosyltransferase C-like. Gene Ontology annotation, molecular function: alpha-(1->3)-fucosyltransferase activity. The transcript has 2 exons. Bases 254 to 1423 code for a protein of 389 amino acids. Lineage: Eukaryota; Metazoa; Arthropoda; Insecta; Lepidoptera; Noctuidae. The record is from RefSeq and is a predicted model, not a curated record. Gene Ontology annotation, cellular component: membrane.